Messenger RNA from Vespula vulgaris, 1899 nucleotides. It is a transcript of the gene ImpL2, whose product is annotated as neural/ectodermal development factor IMP-L2. The transcript is spliced from 7 exons. Bases 114 to 1004 code for a protein of 296 amino acids. Gene Ontology annotation, molecular function: cell-cell adhesion mediator activity. Gene Ontology annotation, biological process: axon guidance; homophilic cell-cell adhesion; dendrite self-avoidance. The record is from RefSeq and is a predicted model, not a curated record. NCBI's taxonomy places the organism in Eukaryota, Metazoa, Arthropoda, Insecta, Hymenoptera, Vespidae. Gene Ontology annotation, cellular component: axon; plasma membrane.
CUUCUCCUCUAUUCAGACAGUUCUUUCUUUCUUUGCCAGUGUUACCUGAACAUUCCUUGUCAACAGUACGAAGACAGUCACUUUCUUGUUGUCUUCAAAUUUUUCGAACAAAGAUGAAACGAUUCUUAACACCGUCUACUCUUUUCCUGGUUAUCGUUUUGACGAAUAUGAUCUUCGGAAGUCCUUUCUCACUAAUUAGAUUAUUAACACAUAAUCGUGCUUACGGUCCUGGAGUUAACAAAGCUUCUAAUCGUUUGGACGAUGAAAAGAAUUAUGAGAAUUCGAUAUCCGUCGAUGAUUCUGCUGCUACAGCAGACAUUAAUUUACAGGAUUACCAACAGGAUUGGACGAAAAUUACGAAGAACCCUGCGAGUUCUUUAACUGCCACAGUCGGGAACCGAAUCGAAUUACAAUGUGAAGCUAAUGGCAGUCCACCGCCACAAAUUCUUUGGUUGAGGGGAAACGAUCCGGAAAAGCAGCUAACCGAAUUCUUGAGUAAAAGUAUGGCGGAUUUUGAGAUUUCUUCCGACGGAUGGAAAGGACUCGGUCAGAUUGUUUCGAAACUCGUCAUAGAAUGUGUUACGCCAAACGAUCAAGGUUUAAUUUAUUGCGCAUCCGUAGCCGGCAAAAAAAUGCAAUUGUCCAGUCCAACCUUACUUUUGGUCAAUGGAGAGAAUGGAAACAGCAGUUGUAACAGCGAAAAUAAACCCACGAUAACUCUGCAUUCACCGAUGAGAUUUGCUCUGAUUGGAUCUACGGUCGUUUUGCCAUGUAGAGCUACAGGCAAGCUGAGACCUUAUACGUAUUGGUUGGACAAUAACGCGGCGGUUAUACAUUCGUCUUCGAAUCCACGACACAAGAUCUUAAGAAACGGUGAUUUAGUCAUAGAUCCACUCGAAUGGACAGACAUGGGAAGUUUGACCUGUUACGCGAAAUCCGAUUACAAGGAAGACAGUGUAACAACAUUCCUUUAUCCGAUGGUAGACGAAAAGAAGAAUUUCUGAAUGUGGAUAUAAAAUUAAAAAGAAAAAAAAAAAAACGAACAAAAAACGAAAAAGAAAAAUUGAAAAAGGCCUGUUGUCAAUGUUCUCAAAUUCGUAUGAUUAUACUGAUCCACGAUUUAAAAGAGUGAAAGUAUUGCUUGAGCAGUAUGCAAAUACGGUUGAUUCAUUUCGAGCGUCGGUUUAAUAUGUUUGUCCUUUCGAUCGCCAUUCGCUCCGAGAAAUUUUUCUAACGAAGUACACCUUCGAGCGCAUUCAUGCAAUGAUUGCUAUAAAUCAAACUGGAUACGACCAGUUGAUCUUCCGACGAAAUUAUCGUAGCUUUCUUCUCUUCUCGUUUAUUCUUCUUAUGAUAAUACAGAUGCACACACAAACGCACGCGCGCGCGCGCGCACACCAUCGCUGAAAUUAUACUGUUUGUCGAGCUAUAACAAUGUAAUUUUUCUGUUUGAAAUUUCUUUCUAUUUCAUACCUUUAAUGAAUAUAUUUUUAAUAUGUGAGUAACGAUCGUAUAUGUCGGUAUUAGAAAAAAAAAAGAACAGUAGUUAUGCUUGAGUAUAUAUAUAAUUUUAAACGAUGUACUUAUUUGUUUGUGUAUUGUGCAAACUGUUUGUUCAUAGUUUUAUAUAUAUUUUUUAUUAUUUUUUUUAAAUUUUUAUUAUAUUUUUAUAUACGUUGAUAUUUAGAUUAUAUUAUGUAAGAGCUUUUUCAGACUCAUUGUUAUUGUCAAUGGAUCGCUACCUCGAUUGUGCAUUAAACAAAGAGAGUAUCUUUAUCAGUAUUAUUAUUACAUUAAGAAAUAAUGACGAUGUCUUGUCGUUUCUCCACAUCGAUGCUUCAUAACAUAAAUUAAUAUAAAAUGUAAAACUCAAUAAAAAGCAGAAACAUGUAUUAGCAA